AUACAUUUUUAUUUUUUAAUUUUUGGGCGGCCCGUGUUCUUCUUGUUUGUUAUCGCUUGGUUUGGCAUUCAUUAGGUUAGAGUCGUUUAACAUUUUCCAACUACGAAAGUCGUUUGCCCUUUUCUGGUACCUUGUUGUAAACGCAUCUAUCUAAUCUGAUCGCCGCUGAUUUUUCUAUUUUCUGUCUAUUAUUUCGCAAUCCAAUCGCUAUCCUCUUGGAGCAUUCCGCGUUCAAGAAAAGGGGUGAGGCGUUGCAGAAAUAAAUUUGGGGGAGGACAGAUAAGAUAAGAGGAGAGGAGAAAGGAGGAAGGAGGAAGGAGAAAGGAGAAAAGAGAUGGGAGAGAAAAUGGGGGGCACAAAUCAGUACUGCUACUGGGUGUUGUGGGGUUUAACAGUGUGGAUGCAGGGUGUGUCCUGUGCAGGGGAAAGGGGCGUCCCAAGAUUAACCCAGCCUCUGACAUAUAACUUGAAGAGCCUUCCCUUUGAGGAAGCGUACAUGCCCCUCUUUGGAGACACUAAUGUGCAGGUCUCUAGAGAUGGAAACUCCGUCAAACUUGUGCUUGACAGGCGUUCAGGAUCGGGAUUAAUGUCUCAUGACCUCUACUACUACGGCUUCUUUAGCGCUUCAAUCAAGUUACCAGAGGACUACACGGCGGGCAUCGUGACAGCUUUCUAUACAUCAAAUGGCGACAUAUUUGAGCACAAUCAUGAUGAGCUGGACUUUGAGUUCCUUGGGAACAUCAGGGGCAAAGAAUGGCGUGUUCAAACCAACGUGUAUGGCAACGGAAGCACUGACUUCGGGCGUGAGGAGAGAUAUAAGCUCUGGUUCGACCCCACAGAAGACUUUCAUCAGUACAGUAUCCUCUGGACGGACAGACGUAUUGUCUUCUUCAUAGACGACAUCCCCAUAAGGGAGGUGAAGCGGUCGGAGGCGAUGGGUGGACAGUAUCCAGUGAAACCCAUGUCUGUAUAUACCACAAUUUGGGACGGUUCAGAAUGGGCCACAGCAGGGGGUCGGUAUAAAGUUAAUUACAAGUACGCCCCUUUUACUAUGGAGCUUUCCAAUCUUAUCUUGGAAGGGUGCGCCGUGGAUCCCAUCGAACAAGAGCAGGAAAAAGAGAAGAAAAUCCAGUGCGUAGAGGAAAGAAAGUCCCAAACCCUGGUCCUGUCAGAGCUAUCUGAAGAGCAGAGGAAGGCAAUGGAAUGGUUCAGAGGCCAAUACAUAUACUAUUCCUACUGUGAUGACACUGCCAGAUACCCAUCUCAGCUGGCGGAAUGUCCGAUUAGAGACCCCAAAAAGCCCAUUGCCACUGCAACUCUCAAGUUUGGCCGCCAUCACCGCCACCACAGAAAACGCAGCACCAAAUCGCGUUCAUCCACCCAUGGUUCUGUAUAACAGACACUUCUAGGUAUUGCCAUUUUCUUAUAUAAUACCGUCUGCCUAGCAGUGUGUCAGAUUGUACAGUUCCCGAUUCUCUUGUCCGGACUCUUCCACUACCUAGGUACCUACCUCAUUCAUUUCAUUUCGUAUAUUUGUGCCUUGAUUAUGAGCAUUCAGUACCUAUUCUUUUUCAUGUGAUUAUUGGGUGACUUAUUAUUAUUAUUAUAAAUAUUUCUCCCUAAUAACCAGAACGGUUCAUUGUAUUUGGCGACCUUUUUAAAAGUUAGUAAAAAAGUUUGAAUAUUUGCAGA
Messenger RNA from Cryptomeria japonica (Japanese cedar), 1692 nucleotides. Its product is annotated as probable xyloglucan endotransglucosylase/hydrolase protein 28. The record is from RefSeq and is a predicted model, not a curated record. NCBI's taxonomy places the organism in Eukaryota, Viridiplantae, Streptophyta, Pinopsida, Cupressales, Cupressaceae. Gene Ontology annotation, cellular component: cell wall; apoplast. The transcript has 4 exons. The coding region runs from base 335 to 1396 and encodes 353 amino acids. Gene Ontology annotation, biological process: cell wall biogenesis; xyloglucan metabolic process. Gene Ontology annotation, molecular function: xyloglucan:xyloglucosyl transferase activity; hydrolase activity, hydrolyzing O-glycosyl compounds.